Molecule: messenger RNA, 2149 nt
Organism: Saccostrea cuccullata (small rock oyster)
Lineage: Eukaryota; Metazoa; Mollusca; Bivalvia; Ostreida; Ostreidae
Product: histone-lysine N-methyltransferase PRDM9-like
Exons: 11
Coding region: 1-2043 (680 amino acids)
Biological process (GO): regulation of DNA-templated transcription
Cellular component (GO): nucleus
Molecular function (GO): histone methyltransferase activity; protein binding
Source: RefSeq, a predicted model, not a curated record
AUGGAUUUCCCAAGUGACGAAGUCAUCAAAGAACUUGAGAACAGAGAAUACAGUGUAGAGGAAUAUUUCUCCAAGGCUGAGCUGGCCAAACUGUCUAAUAUUGAAAUGCUUAGAUACAAAAACAUGAGGAAGAACUACGAGAUAAUGUUGGCUGUUGGAUUACCUGCCGUGAUGCCUGAGUUCAUGAAGGGACCCAGAUCUAGAGCAAAAAGAAAACCAAAGAAAGUGGAAUCAGACAGCGAUGAGGAAUGGACGCCUUACAAAUCAACGAGGGAAAAGAAACAGACAGUUAGGUUUUCUGUCCCAGUAAAGGAGGCAAAGGAAAAGAAACCCAGGAAAAUAAAGGUACUAAAAGAUUGUUGUACUGAAAAAAGUAUAAAAUCGACCAACAAAACAGAGCCACGUAAAUAUCCACUUCGAAUAAAAGAAAGACUUAAUUACAUGGAUGUUGAAGUGCCAGAUGAUGAUGAUUUUAUAUACUGUGAGGAAUGUAAUCAGGAACAUGAAGGGGACUGUCCAGUACAUGGUCCACUGUUAGUGGUCACCGAUACAGAGCAACCCCUAGGUAAUCCUGACAGAGCCAAGAAAACCCUUCCCAAUGGCUUAUCAGUAAGACAGUCAAAUAUUUUCUAUGCUGGGCAAGGAGUAUUUGCUGAUAAAUUUUUCCGUAAAAGAACAAGAUUUGGUCCAUAUGAGGGAGAAAUAACUGAAAACCGGGAUGAAGCCCAAGAAACAGGAUAUGCUUGGCAGAUAUAUAAAAAGGGCCAACCAAGUCAUUUUGUGAAUGCCUUUAAAGAACCCGUCAGUAACUGGAUGAGAUAUGUCAACUGUGCUAGAUCAGAAUCAGAACAGAAUGUUGUGGCGUUUCAGUACAAAGGACAGAUCUAUUACAGAUCUUUUAAAGACAUUCCUGCAGGGACAGAGCUCUUGGUAUGGUAUGGUAAUGACUAUGGGAAAGAACUAGGGAUAGUCCGAGAAGAAAUAGAUGUUACUCCCAAAAUUGUGAAUGGAGAGGAAGUGUUCUGCUGUCCUUGGUGUCAAAUGGGAUUCAGCAGCAAAGAGUUUAUGGGAAAACACUGUAAAUACAAACAUGGAUACAGUUUGUUGAAGAAUUUCAAGCCAUGUAUAAGGACUGAGGAUAUAUUUCCUUGCCAGCAUUGUAAACUCUGCUUUAGUACCUCUGACUUCCUUAAAAGACAUGUUUUGCAUUGCCAAAAGAUAGGAAAAGAAAAUAGUGUCUGUUCACAUUCAGUUAGAUCUGCAGAGUGCCAGGUUCAAAGACAAAUGAAAAGGAGAUUUACUGACAUCCUUACUGAUACGGAAGUGACUAAGAACAUCAUCAUUGGUGACAAUAUAUCAAAACCUGCAUAUUCUAGGCAUAUUGAAUGGGAAGAUAAAAUUUCUGAAGAACCACCUAGAGAUAAAUGCAAAUAUUCUGAAAAAAUAUUUUCUUCCUCAAAAGAAAUAUCAAACAACAUACAUCAUGUAGAGAAUACAACUGUGAAUGACAAGAGCACAAAAUUGAUUUCUGUAACAAAUCCUUAUAAAUGCACUGUUUGUGAUAAGGUGUUUAAUCAGAGUGAAAAUUUAUACAGGUGCAUGUUAACACAUACAGGUGAUAAGCCUUAUAAAUGUAAUGUAUGUGGGAAGGCAUUCAACCAGUCACAGAACUUACAAAGACACAUGAGAACACAUACAGGUGAUAAGCCUUAUAAAUGUGAUAUGUGUGGGAAGGCAUUCAAUCAGUCACACCACUUACAGAGUCACAUGAGGACACAUACAGGUGAUAAGCCUUUUAAAUGUGAUGAAUGUGGGAAGGCAUUUAAACAGCUAAUUGACCUACAAAGACACAUGAGGACACAUACAGGUGAUAAGCCUUAUAAAUGUAAUGUAUGUGGGAAGGCAUUCAACCAAUCACAGUCCUUACAGAAACACAUGAGGACACAUACAGGUGAAAAGCCUUGUAAAUGUGAUGUAUGUGGGAAGGCAUUCUCUGAUCCAAGUUGCUUUAAAAGACACAGGAGAACACAUUCAAACAGGUGAUAGUCUAAGAUGUAGUGUCAAUGGGAAGUAAUACAGCCAGUCAUUAAUUAGUUUAUUUAUAGCGGAGAUGCAUGAGGAUACACAAUGAAAAAAACCUAUAAUUUCA